ACUUGCCUUUUACGGUGAAACAUGGCGCUGCCCAGAAGAACUCGGUGAAGGAGUGCGGCAUUGAGGUGAAGACUGUCGGUUUCUUCUUCAUCUUUUCUAUUCGCUCACAGUCUCAGCUGUUCCCUCCUUCAGCUUCCCGCCACGCUCAGCCACAGGUCGUGAGGAGCAGGUGACAGUUCAGGAGGCAACAUGGCGGCGCAGGGAGGCAUCUUGUUCCAGGAGAAGGUCAGCAGGCUUCUCAGUAGACAGGACGGUAGACCUGUGCUGAAACCCAACAGGACGCUGGCUCUGAGAGAUGCAGUUGCCAACCGCAAACUCAAGAAAGGAGAGGCCACCUGUGUCACAGAGAUGUCCGUCCUGAUGGCCUGCUGGAAGCAGAACAACUUUGUGGACGGUGUGUGCUCUACGGAGACGAAGGCCUUCUACAGCUGUGUGGAGGCGGCUCAGGCUGCGAUGAAGAAUAAAUCUAAUCUGACCAGCAUGCAGGGAGGACGUCUGCACCCAAAACAAGCCACAACCCUGCUGAAGAGAUACCCCAACAUACGCACCGAGGUCUAGGAAGCCAGCUGUUCGAAUGCACGUGUUGUAUGGACUCAAUGUGGCUGCUGGACUGAGUCAUGGAACUGGGUUUCCUCACUUUAAGGUGUUGUCAGCUACUGUAUGAAUGAACAACGCGGUACCAUAUACAUUUAUUAAAUAAAUUAAGCAAGGAGCAGAACACUGAGAAGGCAGAUUUCAACACACACACACGCAGACCAGUUUUCUGUUACAGCCUUUGUUUUCACAACACAUUGUGUUUUAUGGUUUGAAACAUAAUGUGACUUUCUCCUCGUGUCCUGAAUUGACUCUGAUGAAAAUGACGCCAUCUUGUCUCAACCCAAUUUAGCAGAGUGGUCUCAUUCAGAGCAGAGAUGUUAUUAGUGGAUGUGAUGGAAUUAUUCGUCUUGGGUUUCAUGGCUCCUGGCCGGGAACUUACCAUUAUCACUGAACGCCGAAAUGACUCAUCACUCCUGUGGAAGCUGAGAUGGUGGUUAACAUCAGCCUAUCAGACAGACAGGGUCACAUGGAUCACCAAUAAGCGAAGCUCGUUGUGGUUGGAAUGGAUUUAAACAGUUUUUGAUCAAAUCAUUCAUCAGUUUUUUUCAUUUUCUUUCUUCCUCUGAUUGUGUCCCAGUUCCAGACUUUACAGAGUCUGUGGUGUGUUCACACUCUGAAGUUACAAAAUUCAAUAAACUAAAAAUAAAAAUUUGUAUGACUUUUAAGAAAAUGCAGAUUUUGGAGUGUGCCAUUGAUGUACAAGAUAAGAGCAACUGACAGCUUCAUUAAGUUCAUGGAAAAUAUUUUUUUUCUUUUUGAAGUUUAACUGAAGUUCAACGUUAUUCCAAAGUCUGACUGUUGAACAGUAUGUCUCUGCAUGUACUGUGACCAUUUUGAAAUAAAAUUGGACAGUUGUGUUUGAA
This is a messenger RNA of Seriola aureovittata, 1460 nucleotides long. It is a transcript of the gene chchd1, whose product is annotated as coiled-coil-helix-coiled-coil-helix domain containing 1. Gene Ontology annotation, cellular component: nucleoplasm; mitochondrion; mitochondrial ribosome. The record is from RefSeq and is a predicted model, not a curated record. The transcript has 3 exons. Bases 190 to 558 code for a protein of 122 amino acids. Gene Ontology annotation, biological process: mitochondrial translation. NCBI's taxonomy places the organism in Eukaryota, Metazoa, Chordata, Actinopteri, Carangiformes, Carangidae. Gene Ontology annotation, molecular function: RNA binding.